AUUGUGUACAAAAUAGCAACUCGCUCAUCACAGACUAGCGUCUAAAAAUACCAAUCUGUUCAUAUCGGCUUUAAAUAACACGUUAUUUCACUUUUUGAACGGAUUUUGAAGGCAUUCUUUUGACAUUGGUUUUAAAAGUAGAUGUCGCCCGUGCAACAAGGCACACGUGAGCAAACGGUGGUCGUUGAUUUUUACCGGUUGGUCAGAUACAAAUAGCAGUGUAGAAUGGUGUAGGACCUAACCUGAACUGUUGAGUUGUCAUUCUGUAUUUACAAAUAUUUGACAAGUUGUGAGCGUGCACUGAUGCUCAGAUGUAUUUGACGAGUCUAUGCGAUACGCGCGAUUCCAUUUACUCGCUCUAAUAUGUAUUCCUUAAUUUACAAAACGGAAAAUGCUCACGAGGACAGUAUCUGGACCUGUGCUUGGGGAUGUCCAAAGAGGAAGAAGGAUUCUCAGCCGGAUAAUGAAGAUUCACGAGAUUCCAUGCGGUCCAAUGAAGAUGAAACGGCAGAGUAUCUGGUGACUGGCUCCGUUGAUGAUGCCGUGAAAGUAUGGGAGCUGAAGGAUGGCAGUUUAAAAAUGAAACACAAACUGACUGGACAUUCCCUGGGGGUAGUGUCUGUGGCUGUUAGCUCGGAUGGCUCUAAAUGUGCAUCUAGCUCUCUCGACUCGAGCUUAAAACUGUGGGACCUGCAAUCUGGCGACAAAUUGGCGAGCAUCGACGUUGGUCCAGUCGACAUUUGGACCGUGGUCUUCUCGCCGGACGAUAAAUUUAUCGUGUCCGGCAGCCACGCUGGUAAAAUACAUCUGUAUGGCACCGAGAGUAGCAAACAAGAACAAACCUUGGACACCAGGGGAGGAAAGUUCACGUUGAGUGUUGCCUAUAGUCCAGACGGUAAAUAUAUCGCGAGCGGUGCGAUUGACGGGAUCAUUAAUAUCUUUGACGUUGCCUAUGGGAAGGUUCUGCGUACGCUAGAAGGUCAUGCGAUGCCCAUCAGGUCUCUAUGUUUCUCGCCGGACUCGCAGUUGCUUCUUACGGCAUCUGAUGACGGACAUAUGAAGUUGUACGACGUCAAAGAUGCAAAUCUGGCAGGAACAAUGUCAGGUCACGCCUCUUGGGUACUUGGUGUCGCUUUCUCUCCGGACGGUCAGCAAUUUGCAUCGAGCAGUUCCGAUCACACGGUGAAGAUCUGGGAAUUGGCGCAAAGGCAGUGUCUCCACACGUUCAAUGAACAUAAUGAUCAGGUAUGGGCAGUAAAGUAUAAUCCACAGCGAAAUAACGUAAUCGCGUCAGUAGCAGAGGAUAAGUCUAUCAACUUGUAUGAAUGUCCAAUAAACGAUAAAUAACUUUGCAUUAAGGGUGAA
Ooceraea biroi (clonal raider ant) is the source of this 1365-nucleotide messenger RNA. RefSeq names its product WD repeat-containing protein 61. Lineage: Eukaryota; Metazoa; Arthropoda; Insecta; Hymenoptera; Formicidae. The record is from RefSeq and is a predicted model, not a curated record. Gene Ontology annotation, cellular component: Cdc73/Paf1 complex. Gene Ontology annotation, molecular function: protein binding.